Molecule: messenger RNA, 555 nt
Organism: Pelobates cultripes (western spadefoot toad)
Lineage: Eukaryota; Metazoa; Chordata; Amphibia; Anura; Pelobatidae
Source: the annotation of a GenBank genome assembly
AUGCAGGGAGAGGCUGGCUCCUCAAGUUUCAGUCCCCUGGAGGAGGAAUCUUCGAUGUCCCAAUUGGGGCCUUCUCCGGCGGUGAGUGGGGCGGACGGCCGCUGCCCCGCUGUCCUGCCUAACAGAGCCCAGCCAGAGGCCGACACUCGAGUGGCAUCGGCCCUGUUCCCCCCCAGUCCUCACCCUGUGGCCCCGACCGCUGCAACGCAGACAAGGCCCAGCAACAACGCCACCCCAAUCUGCGGCCCAAGCACCUCACCUAAAAUGGUGGAUGCCACGUGCGCUGAAGGCAGAGGGGAGGAACGCUGUCUCCCCGUGCACAUAUCUAAAGGCAAGGCAUCCAGGCACAAACUGGCCCGAUACCACCAACAGCCACUUAGAAGCACUCACCCUGGCUCCCUGGCAGGCCGGGAGAAGAAGGAAGAGAUGCAGAAACGGCAGGCCAGUGCACGCACCACAAUAUUGGCUGACGACACUCAGAAGUCGAAAAUCUACCCUCCGGAUGAGACGGGAAACCGAUCUCACAUGCAAGAGACUGCACACCUAUCCUGCUAG